AUGGAUUACUGGGGGCGCACCUUCCAGCCAUUUCCGCGGCUGCCGGCUGAGCUUCGUCUACAAGUUUGGGAGCAGUCGCCGGACAAUUGGCGCGAAGUUGAUGUCCGCGUCAAAUCUGGACAGGGACCAGAAGGCCGGUUUUCUGUCCACCUUUUCUCGCAAACUACAACUCCUGAGAUCCUCCACACCUGCAGAGAGGCUCGUUACUCGGGGGCCUACCAGCAAGCCUUCUCGGAAAUUCCUUUCCGGAUAGGGGCAAACGAGCGAAGCUAUGUUUGGAUCAACUGGGACUGUGAUAACAUCCAGAUUGGGAAAACGCCUUUGUACCAUUAUAGGUAUGAGGCUAUUCAGACAUCCAUCCAAUACCUACACUUCGUGAGAGACAAACUGCAUGACUGGGAGGUUGAAGAUCUCAAACGUUGUGUAAACCUCAAGCUGAUUACCAUAAUCUGUAAAUCUGGGGCGACCAGUUGGCAUCGAGCCUUCCGAGGUUGCCUGAUUGACUGCGAGAUUGAACUCACGGUUUGGGAUGAUCCAGAUGGCUAUCAGAACAUGUACGGCGACUACGAUGAUCUGAUUGACAAAGCCCUUGACGACCCGCAUCAGGAAUGGUCUAUCGAAAUCACUCCGCGAUUUUUCCGUGGCUCCUGA
This is a messenger RNA of Neurospora hispaniola, 651 nucleotides long. RefSeq lists its product as uncharacterized. The transcript has a single exon. NCBI's taxonomy places the organism in Eukaryota, Fungi, Ascomycota, Sordariomycetes, Sordariales, Sordariaceae. Bases 1 to 651 code for a protein of 216 amino acids. The record is from RefSeq and is a predicted model, not a curated record.